CCCAAAUAUCGGUUGCCUAUUGCUACGUGACCUCAUCGAUCAAACAAUUCCCAUAUUCAAAACGACCUCCACCCAUUUCCUGAAGCUGUGAUCCUCCGAUUCUGCAUAAAGGCAAAUUGUCCUGCAGCUUUUGGUCGAUAAUUGUUGAGCAGGUCCAUCGGGAAAGAUUUUAGAGUCAAUUUUAUAUCUGAACUGCAUCUGGAAACUGCCGAAAUGGAGGUUAUGGAAGAUGGAAACUUGAUGGAUAAGGUUCUCAUAUUGAUACAAAGGGAUAUGGAUUAUUACAGGGAGAAACAGGCCAUAUUACAAGAAGUCAUUUGUCCUGGAGUCGUUGGAGGUCUCCUGGACUUCCCAAGAUUCGUUUCUUUCGCUUCCAUGAAGCUAGUCCUAUGGUGGGAGGAAGAAUAUGUCGCUGCUUAUAGGAAAAGUUCAGGUUUCAUCAGUAACAUACCAAUUGGUAGUGGAGACAACCUUGAGGAAGAUGGAGAUUGUGAAAGUGUGGUGAAAGCUUCAGAUCCGAAGAGGUUCGUCCAAGCUAUAAGCAACUCCGCUAAGAAUCUCUUAGACCAUCUCCACGUAGUGACUCAAGAAGCACUAGAUCAUGCUGACUUGACAGUUCUAACAGGAACCAUUGGUGCAGCAUCUCUGCUGAAGAACUGCUUGUGGUUUUACAUCCAAUCCAUGGGAAAUACAGACAAAGAUCUUACAGGAGUCUUGCAGGAAACCUUCAAGAACUACCAGGAAAUGGAGGAGGCUCUAGCUGAGAGGUUGUUGGAUCUUCACUGCAGGUUGGUGACUCUGUACAUCCUGCAGGAUGCUGAUUGCUUGGACUGGGAAAACGCCAGUCCAUUCUUUGAAUUAGAGAGAGGAUCUUAUGUCAUACAGAUGUGGUGGCUUUAUAUGAAAGGUACAAGGGAGGAUCUUUGGAAUACUGUUCCUCCUAAUAUGGCGAAAAGGGUAUUUGUGGGCAUUUUGAAUGAAUCUCUUACUAUACUGACGGUGCGUUAUGUUCAAGCUGCACCUUCAGAGCCAAGGACAAAACUGCUGAUAGCCGAUUUGAGCAACUUGUUGCUGUGUGUAGCGCAACUGUUGCCAAGUGUUUGUGACAACGCUGAAGAAUACAUGGGAAUAGCACUGAACAAUAAGUCUAAAAUUCUGAGGGACAUCCAUUGUAAAUGCCAGGAGCUGUUAUACUGUCUUAUGCUCAAAGGGGCACCUCUGGAUAUACUGAAAAGGCUCUUCAGAAAAGGCAUCGAGAAAAUGGAAUUGUUGAAAUGCAAGACUUCCGGUCCCCUUCCCUGGAUUUGCUUCUCCUUGCCACAUAUAUUCAAGCAAAUUCCCAGGAACGUUCUGAAACUCUCGGAGUUUGCGGGAGAUGUAGAAAUAACACUUGAACUCAUGGUGUUAUUAGCACAGCCACAGCCUUGUUGGAGUUUACUACUUAAGGUCUUAGGACUCAGAGAUUGCAGGUUAUUGAAAAUCCUCAUCGACUUAUGUUCCGUCGAAUGCAUGGAAGAAAUCACCACAACAAAGUCGAACAAAGAAAAGUGUUCUGGUUUUCUUUGUGUCAGAGACGGCCAAUGUAACGUCGAGGAUACAUCUUCGUCAAUCCAACUCUACAACCUUUUUAGGGCGACUGCUGAUGUAGUUUUGACAAUAGGCAAUUCCCAAGAAAUCUACAAGGUUCUCCUGGAACCGAUCUGCCAAAAAACGGAUUGGGCAAAAUGUUUGGAUAAGAGGCAUGUAUGGAACCAGAUAAAACCUGCUUGGUUUUUGGCGGUGAUGGACCUAGCCAAACCCAUCUUGCCCAAAACUAUUCAAACCACCAUCCAUGCCAUCAAAACAGGUGCCAGUAUGUACCAAGCGAUGGCCAUCAUUGUUGUCUGCUUUGGCUACUACUGGGACUGCCUGGGUCCAACCCUCUCCAAAGUCACUAGCAUGAUUCAGGACUUGAUACCUUCAGAGAUAACACCUCUCAGUAAUUCUGUACUGCUGCAGACUCUCAUAUCGGCACUUUAUUCUGAACUAUUGCAGCUCUCCUCGGAGAAAAAAAAGCAACUAACGAUCGUCGAACAACCUGAAACAAACGAAGCUAAUAUCGAACCCUCAGCGACUUUUGACGGUACCAUCAGCAGUGACAACGAGAUUGCACUAGCUCUAGCUGAGGCACUUUGCUGCAUAGACGAAGACAACAAACAUACCGAUCAGAUCGAGCAGUUCCUGGAAGAAUCGAAGAGGUCCAUGGAACCAUCUGAGUUCGAAGAGAGGGGAUCAGCAAGAGUGGCUUGUGCGCAGAUGUGCGAAAACCUGACCGGCGACAUGCUGGUAACUCAGCACGGCAAGAGGAAUCUGAAGGUUUCAUUUGACUUCAUCAAGAGCAAUUCAGAUUGGAUCUACCAGCAAUUAGGUACAGGAAAACCACAAGGUAACGUUCUGAAACCUGACAAAAUCAGUCCUUCCACUGAGUCUCUUCUCUACACUAUGUUCCACAUCGGCUCAAAACCGUUCGACGAGAUCCUGAGUGGAAAUUGGCAGCCAGAUUGGAUGAGCCUACUACAGACACCGAUGGGAUUGAGCACAGAGAAAAUAUCAACCCAUAUCCAACGCAGAUGGGAGUUUCGUGACGUAAAUUCUACUUCUUUGACAGCUCAAGACGUACAAGCUAUCAACAAUAUCUCCUCUUCGCUAAAGAACAGCCAGUAGGAGGUUUUCAACAUUAUUGUUGAUACACAAGCUUGUACUGCUUCUGUUCAUUCUGCGUUCGGUUAGUUAGGUUCUUUGGGGUGUAUGGUAAAGCA
This is a messenger RNA of Harmonia axyridis, 2798 nucleotides long. RefSeq lists its product as uncharacterized. The record is from RefSeq and is a predicted model, not a curated record. The transcript has 11 exons. NCBI's taxonomy places the organism in Eukaryota, Metazoa, Arthropoda, Insecta, Coleoptera, Coccinellidae. The coding region runs from base 214 to 2703 and encodes 829 amino acids.